Molecule: messenger RNA, 349 nt
Organism: Morone saxatilis (striped sea-bass)
Lineage: Eukaryota; Metazoa; Chordata; Actinopteri; Moronidae
Product: histone H2B 1/2-like
Exons: 2
Coding region: 29-349 (106 amino acids)
Cellular component (GO): nucleosome
Molecular function (GO): DNA binding; protein heterodimerization activity; structural constituent of chromatin
Source: RefSeq, a predicted model, not a curated record
AUCUCACUUAAACAGCGAGUAACUCACCAUGCCUGAUCCAGCACCGAAAACAGCGCCCAAGAAGGGCUCCAAGAAAGCCGUGACCAAGACCGCCGGCAAGAAAGACAGAAAGAGGAGGAAGACCAGGAAGGAGAGCUACGCCAUCUAUGUCUACAAGGUGAUGAAGCAGGUCCACCCCGACACCGGCAUCUCCUCCAAGGCCAUGGGCAUCAUGAACUCCUUCGUCAACGACAUCUUCGAGCGUAUCGCCGGGGAGGCCUCCCGUCUGGCUCACUACAACAAGCGCUCCACCAUCACCUCCAGGGAGAUCCAGACCGCUGCUGCCAGGGUAGAUUAUAAAUCCCGCUGA